AAAAAACGAGCGAAAGUUUAGAAAACAAAGUUUAGAUUAACUUCAGCUUGUAAUAAAACAUUGAUUUUAUAAUUACCUUUCACAUUAAAAGUGUAUGUUGUGUAAAAUCAUGUAAGCCAUAUUUGUUACUGAUUUCAUUUACUGCAUUUGUGAAUUUGUGCUUGUGUCAACUGUUGUACAUCAUGCCGCCAAAAUCUAAAAGGAUUAAAAACAUUACAACGUCGAAGGAAAACACUAUCGAUGCAACUAAGGCAAUCCAAAAAAGUGUUGUUAAAAAUGCUAAGGUUCCCAGAAAAGCUUUAGCCGAUAAAACCAAUUCGGCGUCAGAUGACAAUGACCCCGUGACUUCUCCUAAAAUUAGGAUACAAACAAGAAAAAUGAAAGCAAUAAAUGUAAAUACUGCUAAAUUAAAAGAAAACGACAAAAUUAGGCCGAAACGAAAUAAAAAGUUGAGAGAUAUCUCUACUGAAAAUCAAGUUUUAAACAUUAAAAGCAAUAAACCAAUUGAACCAGAAACUCAUACGGUAUUACAAAAGACACCAGUUGUUAUUCUUGAAUCAAUGCAACAAGUAAGUGAGAAAGUUGUUGAGAAACGUAUUGCUGACAGUCGCCCCAAAAGGAUAUGCCGUCUUCCAUCCAAAUUUGAUGAUCAUUUUAUAAGCCCAAGUAAAUGUAUUCCAGUUCAACCAAUACAGGCAAGUACCCCAAUAGUGCAAAUCAAAGAUAAAAAAAUAUCUGCUAAAUUUGAUGAUGAAAUGAAUAAAAGUUUCACUAAAAAAAAACAGCAGACUAUAUCAACAGAUAGCUCUAAAGGUAGUAGUAGUAUUGAAAAUAGUAGCAGCAGUUACAAUUCAUCUACGGAAAAACCAAAAAGAAACACAAGAUCAACAAAACGUAAAUUAAUUAAGCCUGUACCGGAAAAACAAAAAGCUAGCAAGAAAAUCCCUAAUACAAACAAAAAACAAGCUGAUACCAAUAAUAACGCAAAAGAUACGAAUCCCAAACAAAGUUUUUGCAAUACAUCACCUUGUAGAGAUGUAAAUAAAAUAACUAGGAAUAGAAUUAUAAAAAAAGAUUACUCAUUCAGACUCUUUGAUGAGAAAAAAGAUGCUAAGAAAAGAAGCGCAAAUAAUCUUGAUGUGUAUGAAUUCACUUACGAUCCUGCUCAGGAGCCUCCGCCACCGAAGAAAAAACGCAAAAGAGUAGUUAAGAAAAACCAAGAAAAGCCUAAACAUGUUCUUAAAACCAACUAUGAUAAGAAUAUUGCAAAAUCAUUAGCAGAUUUAAAAAAUAUGCUAUCUAAAAAAACUGAUGCUAAACAGCAAACUGAAACACCAGUACCAUCUCAAACCAAAUUCACACCUAGUGUUGAUAAUAAAUUUAAAAAUGUACCUCAAAAUACCAAUAAUGCUGUAACUGAAAAUGUACCUCAAAAUACAAAUAAUGCUGUAACUGAAAAUUUACCUCAAAAUACAAAUAAUGCUGUAACUGGAAAUGUACUUCAAAAUACAAAUAAUGCUGUAACUGAAAAUGUACUUCAAAAUACAAAUAAUACUUUAGCCAAAACUGUAACUCACACGGUAGAAAAUGGUUUACAGGCAAAUUUCAACUCUUUCAAUGUAGAAGACAUUGUUUUAAAUGAUGUAUCAAUUGCUAAUGAUUAUAAUGACUUAAAUUAUUCCCCUGUAAAUUCCCCUGAUCAUGUAAGACAAGCAUCUGAACCUCGAGACGUAUGUGCAACAGAAACAGUUACAAAUAACGAUCCCUUAAAUAUACAAGAGGAUAUUAGUUUCUUUGAUGAUAUUCCAGUAGCCAGUAGCAGUAUGAAUGUGUCUACAAGAAACCCAUCAGCUACUCCUUGGAGAGCUGAAUAUGAACAAUUACCAAUAAAAUGGCAAGUAAAUACAUAUGUUAAACCAAAUAUGACACCAGCUUUCGAAUGUUCAUUUAUAAAUUUUAAUGAUAAGAAAAAACACGUCUAUACAAAUAUGGUACCAGAAGAUCCUGAACCAUUACCAGAAAUAAUCGAAACAGAAACACCAUCUAAGUUGAAACAAACAAGCAUAAUUUCAUUCUUCAAAGAAGUUGUAGAGAAACAAACGCGAAAAAAAUUAAAAACGAAAACAACUCCAGUUAAAGAUCCGGUAUUUGACGAUCAUAACACUGAUGUAUUGCCUACCGAAGAACCAGUUGCAUCUAAUUCUAUAUAUAAAACACCACAGAAAACGUCAUCCAAAAGGAGUACUGAUUUAUCAGAUAAUAAAGAAAAUUCAACAGAACUUGUACAAAACUCACCAACGAAAUCUAGAACAAAAAAAUCUCGUCAAAAUGAAAUUAAUAAAGAUGUUACAUUCUUUGGAUUUGAUGAAAGUGAGGAACAAGAAAAUGUUUCACCAAUUAAAAAAGAUAAAGGUAAAAUAAAUGCAUUAAGACCUCGAUCCAGAGCUGUAUUACAAGAAUUUAAUGUACAAAAAGGUCCAAUACGGAUGCCAUUGGGGGCUAGAAAUAAAAAAGAUAGAAAUGCAAUAAAUAAAGUUUUUGAUGAAGUAGUAGACAUAGAAGAGAAUCUUUUCCAAGAAAAAGCUAAAGAAAUUACUGAAGAAACAAAUAAUCCAGUUGAAAGUAAUGUUAAUAUAAGUCCGGAAGAUUCCCAGUCUGUGCAUUUAUUUGAAGAUCUUGAAGUUGUACAUUCCAAGCCACCAAGAAAGAGCUAUGGUAAAGCUAAAAAAGUUGCAUUCCGACAUCAUUCCGAAUCCAGUGACACACAGGAGGAGAUCCAGGAUAAUCAAGGAGGGUCCAGCGGAGAGGAAGACAACCUAGAGGACCUUACUUUCGAAAUACCGACAGCACAAACUAAAAGAUUAAGGAAAAAGAAAAAGACGGCCAAACAGCGUACAAGAAAAGAGGACAAAGAAGCAGAAGAAUGGGCGGCUGGUUUCAACUCAAUGUGCGAAGAUAUUGAUCAUUUUGAUUUAAUUGUGGAAUAAUUAAAACAGAUGCCAUUUUAAAAGGUAAAUAUAAACUUAACUGUGAGUUUCCAUUUGCGAAACAUGUAUAAAAAUCAUUGUUAUCUCUGGGUUUUUUUAAGAAAUACCGUAUGAAACAUUUUCAUAUUGCAU
Messenger RNA from Papilio machaon (common yellow swallowtail), 3119 nucleotides. RefSeq lists its product as uncharacterized. The record is from RefSeq and is a predicted model, not a curated record. The transcript is spliced from 3 exons. NCBI's taxonomy places the organism in Eukaryota, Metazoa, Arthropoda, Insecta, Lepidoptera, Papilionidae. Bases 183 to 2987 code for a protein of 934 amino acids.